Molecule: messenger RNA, 2973 nt
Organism: Labeo rohita (rohu)
Lineage: Eukaryota; Metazoa; Chordata; Actinopteri; Cypriniformes; Cyprinidae
Exons: 7
Coding region: 1138-2748 (536 amino acids)
Source: RefSeq, a predicted model, not a curated record
GCGGACCGAUUAUACUGGAGCACCAACUAGCGUUCAGACAAAAACAAACCACAGUGAACAUGGACAAAGAAGCUGAUGAGACCGCUUUGGUUGGCUCUUUAUGUUGUUGGUGCAACUGAAACUUUAUGUAUUAUGUUGCUUCAGAGGCCAUGCUGUUAUGGCCUCUGAAGCAACAGAGAUGUUGUCUACAGUAAUAGUCAGGGUUUCCAAUGUUCUGAAUGUACUUGAAAGUAUUGUGUUUUACUUAAACAGUUUACAGAAGGUCUACCUACCUAUAGGGUACCUGAUUUUCUGAAAUGUAGGCUACUAUAUUUCUAAAUAUCCUAUUGCUACACUUAAUGACAAUAUUGCACUGGUCUGUUGGACUUGGUUGAACAAAAAUAAACAAUAUUUAGUUAAGCUUAUGUAUUCAGUCAUUAUUCAAUGGUAUACUAAAAAUCCAUAUGAAAAAACUUCUCACUGUUCUCAGGUCAAAUAUUUAUAUGCGAUUAAUUUCGAUUAAUUAAUUACAAAGCCUCUAAUUAAUUAGAUUUUUUUUUUAGUCCGAGUCCCGGCCCUAAUUAAUAUGUAAAAUAAUUAAUACAUACAUAGAUGGACAGGCACAAAAUCACAAAAUUUUGGCGUAUCCGUUCAGAGUAGCAGACUAUCUCAGCUGUCAAUCAUGACGUCACACUCCUGUUUUUAUAGCCUCAUAUAACUAACUAACACCAAAACUAAAACUAAAACGAACACUUGAACUUACAUCAGGGUGAUAAAAAACACAUAUAUAUAUAUUUGAGAAAAAAAAUGAAGUGAACUUUAAUUAUUUAGUCUGUCUCGCGUCCCAUUAGAUUACACGAAAAGAGCGGGGUUCAUGGCCUAUACUGGGACCAGCCACCUGGGGUCUUUCAAAAAGUUCUGGUCUCACUUUUCAAGACGCUUGGUGGAGACUCGCUCCCUUUUGAAGUUACCGUCCAGUUCUGGAAUCCACUCCUAAUAUAUCUACUUGGAGAACAACAGGCACAGUGGAGUUUGGUUUUUGACGACUCUGCAGCUUGGGAGUCUAACGGAGUCUUAAUCAUCAUUUUCAAUGUCUAAUUUAUCAAAAGCUGUCGGCGUAGGAACAGAAAAGAAUACUUUCUGAAAGCGCAAUGAACAAUGGUUAUUCUACAGAAUCCAUUCCUUAUUUUGCAUAUAGGGAGUGUACUCCUGCAUGGUGUCUCGGGUGCUGAUACAGACAUGGAUUCGGUGUGUGUGAUGGAGGGAGAUUUGGUUACUCUACACACUGGUGUUAAAAAAACCAAAGAAAGUAUAAAAUGGUAUUUUAAUAACAGUUGUGUAGCUCAAAUUAAAGGCAGUCUCAUCUGUGCAGAUGAUCAAUGUCAUGAUAACAAUGAAAGAUUUAGAGACAGACUGGUGCUGGACAAUCAGACUGGAUCUUUGACCAUCACAAACACCAGAAUCACAGACUCUGGAGUUUAUAAACUACAGAUCAACAGCAGCAGCAGCAUCAGUGAAAAGACCUUCAGCAUUUUUGUCCGUGGUGUUCCUGCUGCUGAACGAGAUGAAAUGAAGAUAAAGUCAGUGAACGAGGGAGAUUCUUUCACUUUAGAUCCUGGUGUUAUAAAAAAAACAACUGAUUCAGUGACGUGGCAUUUUAAUGACAUUGGCAUCACUAAUAUCACUGGAGGUCCUGGUGAUAUGUGUACAGAUGAUCAGUGUACACAUCAAUUCUCAGAAUUCCGACACAGACUGAAGCUGGAUCAUCAGACAGGAUCUCUGACCAUCACAAAUGCCAGAACCACAGAUGCUGGAUUAUAUCAUCUAGAGAUCAGCAUAAGCAGCAGACGCAUCACUAUCUGCAGUAUUAAGAUCUUCAGUGUUACUGUUAUUGAAACCUCUGGUGUUGCGACAGAUGAGUCAGUGUCAGUGAUGGAGGGAGAUUCAGUCACUCUACACACUGAUGUCAAGAAAACCCAAGAUGGCAUCAUUAACUGGUAUUUUAAUUCCACUCAGAUUGUUGAAAUCAGUGGAUACCUAGAUAGUAUUAUUAUAAAAGAUGAGUAUAAUGGGAGAUUCAGAGACAGACUGAAGCUGGAUCAUCAGACUGGAUCUCUGACCAUCACAAACAUCACAAUCACAGACUCUGGACGUUAUAUGCUACGGGUCUUCGGAGUCAGUGAAAUUAUCUUCAGUGUUUCUAUUCGUGAGGCAGAAAAAAUAAAGACGACGCCAGUGAAGAAGGGAGAAUCUGUCACUUUAGAUCCUGGUGAAAUAAACACAGAUUAUUUCAUGACAUGGUAUUUUAAUGACAGUUGCAUUGCUGAAAUCAGUGGAGAUCCUAAUAAGAUCUGUUCGGAUGAUCAGUGUAAAGAUGCUGAUGAGAGAUUCAGAGACAGAUUAAAGCUGGAUCGUCAAAUUGGAUCUCUGACCAUCAUGAACAUCAGAACCACAGACUCUGGAAUCUAUAAACUGGAGAUAAACAGCAGCAUCCGUCGUCGUCGCCUCAGCAGCAGCAUCAGCAUCAGUAGCUUUAAGAGCUUCCAUGUUGCUGUCAUUGAAUCAGGUCCGUCUGUGGGAAUAUAUGUUGGUGUUUUUCUGGUGGUGGCUGCUGCUGUGACUGCUGGUGUCAUUUACUGUUGCCGUAAUAACUCUACACAACCAGAACAGAAUGACAUCACGUUGAAUACUUGUCUUCCUAUAAUGGCUGAGAUCAGCAAAGAAUCAUCCCCUAAUCUGAAUGAGAUUGGAAGGGCAACAUCACUGUAACAUUAAUUUACAUUUUUAUACUUUUAUUGCAAGGGAACAUGAGGAGAAAAUGGGAAAGCUAAGUGGAAAGCACUCAAAAGAAAUUGUGUCAUGAUAGCAAGAUUUCAGUAUUCAGCACCAAUACCCAUCAAAUUCUGCCUCAGUACCAAUUUCAACUAAUAGAGUCAUUUUUAUUUAUUUAUUUUGUUUUUUUAAUGAAAAACAUUAUCAACCAUAGAAUAGUGA